ACGACUUCCGGGACACUUAAAAGCUAUGAGAUGCACCUGAACCCCAAGCAAAACACUCCAAUAAACGCCCACAGUGGCAAGCGCUCCCCCAGAACAAAACUAACUAACUAACUAACUAAAUAAAGAGUGGGAGUGUAAAUCUCGUCACGCCAUCAUCUGGGUCCUGUUCACGUCAGGCAGGCGCAGUGUGCUUGGACAAAUGGACCUGGGAUCAAACUCGUCUGGCGUGGGCGAUGACAUCACAGACGAGACCGCGUCGCUGAUGGAGGAGAAGGGCUCCUGUGAUGAAGGAGAGGAGAGCUCAGACAACCAGAUAAACUGCAUCAGCUCGCUCCCACCCCCCGUGCCCACCUACAAGCAGAGGCGGGACGAGUUCCGGAGGUUGUUCAAAGACCUGGCAAACUCGGGCAGACUCCUGCUUGACUACCCGUGCGCUCUCCAGCGAGACAUCCUCCUGCAGGGACGCCUCUACCUCACCCACAGCCAUCUGUGUUUCUACAGCAAUGUCUUCCGCGGCACUAAGAUUGGCCUGGCCUUGAAGGACAUCAGCCACAUGAGCAGGGAGAAAACGGCGCGGUUCAUCCCGAACGCCAUCCAGAUCUGCACCAGCAAGGAGAAGAUCAGUGAUUUGUGUUUCGAUGCACACCCUCCCUUCAACCUCUCGCGCACCCUCACGCAGCUCUUCUUCACUUCCUUCUCGGAGAGAGAGAAAAGAUUCAACUGCGUUUUCCGCUUGUGGCAGAACGCGCUGCUGGACAAGCCGCUGACCAACGCAGAGGUUUGGCAGAUGGUCAGGCAGCACUAUGGAAAUGACCUGGGCUUGAGCCAUGAGGAGAUGGAGAGCGCGCAGUCCCCCGCGGAAUUCUACAUGACGAGCAGCCCGAGUGCAAAGCCCAGCGGCGGCGACGACGGCUGCUCGGGGAGGCCGGAGCACACUCCUUCCGUUCGCCUUUCCGGAAUGGAGCUGCUAUCCCUGGAAGAGUUCUCCUCCGCCCCCAGCUCGCUGAAGUCUGCCGUCGAGGAGGAACGGCGCACCUCGCUGCCUCCGUGCUGCAGUCCCGUUCCGUCUUCGGCCCCGCUGGCGCAGGAACGGCUGGCUGCGCUUUCCCCGCCUUCCCUGCAAGAGGACGGCGUUACUCAGGAUAGCGGAUCGGAGAGCCUGGAAGAAGCGGAGGAGCGAAUCGGCCUGCCGCAGGAGCAGGGCCGCCUGUACCUCAACAGGGUCUUCCACAUGAGCGCCAGCCGCAUGUUUGACCUCCUCUUCACCGAUUCGCCCUUCAUCCGCCGCUUCAUGAACGUGCGCAAGAUAACCAAUGCGAGCUUUGCGGUGUGGCAGAAGAACCCCACGGGGGACAUGAAGAGGACCCUGAACUACACCAUAACCAUCAGCAACCCCCUGAUUGGCAAAUUCUCCACCGCGACAGAGAACCAGACGCUGUACAAAGAGUCGCGGGAGGGUCAGUAUUACCUGGUUGACUCGGAGGUGUACACGCACGACGUCCCCUACCACGACUACUUCUACACGCAGAAUCGCUACUACAUCAAAAGUCACACCAAGCGCAAGUGUCGACUAAAGGUUUACACGGACGUGAAGUACAAGAAGCAACCGUGGAGCCUGGCCAAGUCCUUCAUCACCAAGAACUCUUGGAGCGGGAUUGAAGAUUAUUUCAGACAACUGGAGGCGGAACUUCUGGAGGAGGAGGCCGACAUCAACCAGGGAGCGGCGGAGUCCGGCAAAGUCGGCGGUCUGCUGCGGCGGAGGCGGCGGACGUACAGCCGCACGAUGCUGGAGCACAUGAAGCCCGGCAAGCAUUUCGGCCAGGCGCCCGAUGAGCACAGGGACGGCAAAACGGGCCCGACGGAGAUGAGCAGCCCGUACGGAUGGAGCGUCUCGGCCAUGGUGGUGGCAAUAAGCGUGCUUCUGCUGCUCCUGACGUUGCUGAAUGUGGGCUUGUUCUUCAAGUUGUGGGCCAUGGAGGACGUGGCCCACCGCAUGUACCUGACCACAAAGCAUCGUCUCAGGGAGAGGAACGACGCCAGCGCGCCGCCAGAGUACGCGCCCAGACCGGGUUCGCCGUUCAGGAGCAGAGAGGAGGCGCAGCUGCUCAGAACCGUGCUGCAGGACUCCAUCAACGUUUUAGACCAGCUCCGCCGCUCUCUGAUGCUGCUCCAGCAGAACUUUCCGUCGGCCAAUCAAACGGCGGCUUCACAGUGACGCACGGCGGGUGCUAAACACCGUCGUCGUGUUUUUAUUGAUAUCGACUGACCUCUUGAAAUGUGCCUUUUGUGCGAGUUGCACACGACACCAAAUGUAAAUAUUUUAUUUUGUUUUAUUGACGGACAAGUGAAUUAUUUAAGUCUUUUGUUUACAAUUGUUUUAAUUUUUUUGCACACAGGCCUCGAGCCUGGGAUGUUUUUAUUUUUUUUUUUAUUUCUUGAAAUAAAUUGGAUCAUUCGA
Molecule: messenger RNA, 2458 nt
Organism: Syngnathoides biaculeatus (alligator pipefish)
Lineage: Eukaryota; Metazoa; Chordata; Actinopteri; Syngnathiformes; Syngnathidae
Gene: gramd1c
Product: GRAM domain containing 1c
Exons: 18
Coding region: 200-2215 (671 amino acids)
Biological process (GO): intracellular sterol transport
Cellular component (GO): endoplasmic reticulum membrane; plasma membrane; endoplasmic reticulum-plasma membrane contact site
Molecular function (GO): sterol binding; sterol transfer activity
Source: RefSeq, a predicted model, not a curated record